UUCGUCAAUGAUCGAUUCCGCGCCAUCCGCGUGGACAUGUCCCAGCAAAUCCUGGAGGACACUCGCGCCAUGCGCAUCUACGAGAACAUCGUCCGCUUCCACCUGCAUGGCAGUGCGGUACUUUCUGGCUCGGGCAACUUUGAGUUCAAGCACAACUGGGACGAGAUGCGGAAGGCGCUGAUGUCUCUCACGGCAGCGUACGAUAACUACCGUGGACUGCAUAGUAACAAUACGUGCGUGUCACGGUACGAACCACAGAUGCAAAGCGUACUGAUCCUGCUGAGUAUCAUCGACUGGAGCACUGGCAAGAUGCUGAGUGCAUUUGACACGAAUACCAUGCCACAGUUUGUGCGGUUUACGACAGAGGUGGAGCUAGCCAUCCGCAUCAGCUGCGCUGUCAGGAACUACGACUACUAUGGCUUCUUCCGGCUGUGUGGUGAGGCAGAUUACAUAACACUGUGCGCGCUGCACCCCAUCAUCGACCACGUGCGCAGCCUCGGUCUGAAAGUCAUUCACGGCAGUUUUGGCGAUGGCAAGAUACCUCUGGCUGAUCUCGUGCGCACGAUGAAGUUCAACUCACAAGUCGACGCACAGGCCUUUGUUGAGAACCACGGGCUAUCGGUCCACGCCGAGACAGUGGCGCGUAAUGAAG
This is a messenger RNA of Sphaeroforma arctica JP610, 652 nucleotides long. RefSeq lists its product as hypothetical. The transcript is spliced from 5 exons. Gene Ontology annotation, cellular component: nucleus; cytoplasm; transcription export complex 2. The annotation marks the transcript as partial. Gene Ontology annotation, biological process: mRNA export from nucleus. The record is from RefSeq and is a predicted model, not a curated record. Lineage: Eukaryota; Ichthyosporea; Ichthyophonida.